Molecule: messenger RNA, 1545 nt
Organism: Linum tenue
Lineage: Eukaryota; Viridiplantae; Streptophyta; Magnoliopsida; Malpighiales; Linaceae
Source: the annotation of a GenBank genome assembly
CUCCACUCACCACCAUGAUAUGAUAUCAUCUCCCUGAACCUACUUUCCUUUCCUUUCCCCUGGCCACUUUCUUCCUGUCCUUCUUUCUUGGGAGAGUUAGUUAUAGUUAGCACUUAGCAAAGUCAGCUGCUUUCGUCAAAACUACUGAUGCAGCCGGAGGCGCUGUCCGAAAUCGCGGCGCUGGCUGCCGGCGAACUACUAGGCGGGGAGGAAGUGAACGAGCACGGCCUGCCUCCCGGGUUCCGGUUCCACCCGACCGACGAGGAGCUCAUCACCUUCUACCUCGCUUCCAAGGUCUUCCACGGCUCCUUCUGCGGCGUCCAAAUCGCAGAGAUCGACCUCAACCGCUGCGAACCCUGGGACCUCCCCGCAGACGUGGCGAAGAUGGGGGAGAAAGAGUGGUACUUCUUCAGCUUGAGGGACAGGAAGUACCCGACGGGGCUGCGGACAAACCGGGCCACCGGCGCCGGAUACUGGAAGGCCACCGGCAAGGACAGGGAAGUCUACAGCACCGGCCGCCCGGAUAGCAAUAGCAUGCUGCUGGGGAUGAAGAAGACGCUGGUGUUCUACAAGGGAAGGGCGCCCAAGGGCGAGAAGACCAAAUGGGUCAUGCACGAGUACCGCCUCGAAGGCCAUUUCUCCUACCGCCACCAUUCCACCUCCAAGGAGGAAUGGGUGAUAUGCAGGAUAUUUCACAAGACGGUGGAGAAGAAGAGUGGAAUCUUCCUCCACGGCCUCCAGGAACUAGCAGCAGCCUCUGCUUCUCUGUCUUCACCAUCAGGGAACAGCUACAACAACAACAACAACAACCCGGCUGGUGCAUUGCCUGCCUUGUCGGAAGCCGCCGCCGCGGCGCCACCGUCCUCCCCGUCGUCGUGGGAAUUAUCUCAGCCUCAUCAAUCAAGCAGCUGCUGCUUCAAGGCUCUUCAUCACUUCCCCAAUCCACCUGCUGCUGAUUUCCUCGCCGCCGCCGAUCAUGGCGACCUCAAAACCAUACUAACCAAUGCAAUCAACGUCACUGAUAAUAAUAAUAGUAGCAACCAUGGUUUUGAUGAUGAUUACAACACUGGUUUCCUCAGACAAUGCAAGACGGAGCUGGGUGCCGCCGGCGUUGAUGAUCAACCCUGGCCGUCGUCGUUGUCAUCAUCUCACGACAAUUUUCACCUCCCUCCACCUGCUGCUGCUGCCACCGCCUUUCUCGACUGGGGAUGCACUCAGGAUCAUCAGCGGGCAGCAGCACCGAUGAAUAAUGAUUAUACAAUGCAGCAAAAUCCCUUCCCCUGCUUGUAUACUCAGGACGAUGACUCCGCCACCAACGUUGACUACUCAUCACCAUCAGCAACUGCAGCUGCUCUUUCGUAUCUCGGUUUUCAGUCUCUUACAGUUCCGUCUAUCCCUUUCAACAAGCCAUCCGGUGCCGGUGGGGGCUUCCACGCGAUGAUGUUAGAUGCAGCAACUGCUCCAACGGUCGCCCGAUCAUCAUGUCUCGGAGAUUCUUGGUCGUCGCUAAUGGCCGGCGGACACAGCAGCUGGCCAACUACCUAG